AACCCCAGAAAAAACUCUAAUUCAUUGGGGAAGAAGAAAGAAAUACUGUUCAAAAGAAAGAAAACAGUCGAAUGAGUACUUGGUCGGGAAGGAGGCCCAGGAUCAUGGCUUCUUCAUUGCCAUUGCCUCAAAAUACCAUCACCGACAUCCUCUCUAGGUUGCCUGUCAAAUCCCUAACUCGAUUCAAAUCCGUUUCCAAGCACUUGGCCGACCUCACUUCAAACCCUUCUUUCAUCGCCGCCCAUCUCCGCCGUUCCUCUCCCGACCCAUACCUCCUCAUCCGCCGCUACCACUCCCAAUCCGGUUGGGACUACGGGAUCUGGCUCAUCACUGACCCCACUCUAAAUUUCGCCACCCAGCUGCUCCGUAUCCCCUUGGAGGAAUCACUCCCUCGCUUCCCCAAAAUCGUCGGUUCCGUCGAUGGUUUGGUUUGUCUCGAUAUCUCUCCUUGUUAUGCUUCGGAUUUCGUUAUGUGGAACCCUGGAACCAAACAGUUUAAACAUCUCCCUUCGCCGUUGAUCACUUCCUCAAGAGAUAACCCUAUUUGGAUGGUCUUUCAUGGCUUCGGUUUCGAUUCCUUUAACAAUGAUUAUAAACUAGUCAGGAUCGUUUCUUUUAAGGGAAAUGAUGAGUCUGCGUCGCCUUUUCUUAGGGUUGAAGUUUAUUCAUGGAGGGAAGGGGUUUGGAAGGAGAUAGAAGAACGUUUCGAGUUAGCUCUGUUAUGUGGAGGCCAAGAUGGAGUGGCUGUUGAUGGUAGUUUGAACUGGGCGGCCAUUGGUUUACAGAGAUUCGACGAUCGGAAAGUUGUUGUCGCCUUCGAUAUGGGAAGAGAGGUGUUUAAGACAGUACCAUUGCCACCGGUUACUCGCUAUGGUAAUGUUAAAGUUGUGUCUUACAUGGGAUUACUGGCUGUUGCUGUAUAUCCAUUAGUUUUUGCUGUUAGUGGUAAUAAUAUGAAUCGGUUCGAGUUUUGGGUACUAAGUGAUUGUGAAGACGGGACGAAACGAUGGACUAAUUUGGUUGUGGUUGAGAAUUUUUCAAAGUCUUUGGUUCCGGUAGGGACUUGGAGAGACCGUGAGCUGGUGUUUAAAUAUAUGGGAGUUAGAGACAGAGAAAAUCAGUCAAGUAUCUUUUUGUUUGAUCCGGUCGAUCAAAGAACUAGAAGGCUUGCAAUUGAUUGUGUUGAUUUCUGUUUUGAAGGUUUCAGUUAUGUGGAGAGCUUGGUGCCUGUCAAUUGAAGAAGAAGCUAAAGAUGGUAGUGGAGCAAAGGCAUAUCUGAAGUUAGGACAUUUUGGUCUAUCUCUACUUGCUUAGGCCUUUAGUUUAAUUAGGUAUAAAACUGCUACAAGGCUUUACCGCUUUAGUUGAAGUAUCUUCUUUUGUUUUAUAAAUGAAUAUGGAUGGAUAUUGUGUUUAUAGUCUUUGGUAUAUUACAUGGUGAACUUUGCAAUGGAUUGCUCUUUCCUGCAAUUA
This is a messenger RNA of Hibiscus syriacus, 1473 nucleotides long. Its product is annotated as F-box/kelch-repeat protein At3g23880-like. Gene Ontology annotation, molecular function: protein binding. Lineage: Eukaryota; Viridiplantae; Streptophyta; Magnoliopsida; Malvales; Malvaceae. Bases 72 to 1238 code for a protein of 388 amino acids. The record is from RefSeq and is a predicted model, not a curated record. The transcript has a single exon.